AUGGACACGCACAAUUUGUUCAAGUAUCAAGGAAGACCGCUCAACGCCAGUCGACGAGAAAUUCGGUUACUACAUCUCCACCCGUCUAGCACCGAGCGCAUAACCGCCACACUGAGCGUGAAGGAUCUCGCAAGUGCGGCUGGCACUUUUGCAUGCGUCUCUUAUGUAUGGGGCGAUCCCAACAAGACGGUACCGAUCGAAGUAGACGACCAGGAAGUACAAAUUACAACGAACCUCUUCAAAUUCCUCUGUCACAUCAGAGACUCCAACGAGACUCUCACACUCUGGGCAGAUGCCAUAUGCAUAAACCAAGCCGAUCUUAACGAGAAAUCGCAACAGGUGGUCAUGAUGGGGGACAUAUACUCCGGAUGUUCCGUGGUGCACAUCUGGCUGGGUACAAUAUCACAUUCUCUACCACCAGGGACAGCCCCUUUCGCCUGGAUCGAGCAUAUGGCAGAAGGAAAGCACUGGCACACUCUCCCCGGCAUCCUCGAAGAGCAAGAUGCAAAACCCAGCGAAGAGUUCACCAACCAUCGGCUCGCCUUCGAUCUGAUGGUAAGCAGCCCAUGGUGGCAGCGAGCUUGGACUGUCCAAGAAGUCAUUCUACCCAAAUCCACCAUCCUCUGGUAUGGGACCUACCAUACGACCUGGAACAGCUUCGCACAAGCGAUCCGAAACCAAGACACGCGCGUCAAAAACUGCUGCCUGCCCAAUACUCCAGAAACGAAGAAACACUGGCUCAAGAUCAAGGUCAUUGAUGCUUUUAUGUACGAGCACGAGACGAUCAAUUGGUUCCGAGAGUAUUACCAUGGCAGCAUUGCAACUAUACCUGGUCAUACAUCCGCUAUCGAGGGUGUCAUGCCAUUUCAAGAAACUCUGCUCUCCUUCUCAAAGCGACAGUGUCAUGACCUCCGCGACAAAGUCUUUUCCAUCUUGGCGCUAGCACCACCGCGGAUGUUCGAAAACUACAAACCCGACUACACGGAAUCCUUGGCGGAGUUCUGGACGGAUGUAUACCGAUUGAUGCUAGAUCACACUGUCGACGUUUCAGCUAUUCUGCAAGGUAACGGGUUUGGGCCGAAUAACGACGGCAGACCAUCUUGGGUUCGCGAUCUUGCCAAUAUGCCCAUCGACCCCAUGUAUGAGCGCCAUAGGAUAAGUCUUGCUGGAAUGUAUCAAUGCAGUGCAGGUUCACUCGGCACAUUCAUUUCAACCGACAAAUGGGAGUUGCAUGUCAAAGCGCGGAAAGCCGAUAUCGUACGUCAUGUGGGCGCAUCUCAUACUUUCAAAUCUGGUCCCAGGGCGAUGAUGGCCAACAUGAGACAGUGGCACAAAUUGGCCGUGGAGGCACUGUCCUGCACCGACGAAGCGGUUAUCCAGAAGCCCUUUCAGCGUGCAAUAUGCGCAACGCUGCACUCGAUGAGGGAAGGAUCCUCAUGGCGCCGCAGUACAGAUGAAGAUCUGCCCAGUCUGGAAGACUGGCAAGAGUUUCUGGAUCUGGAGCCUGACGUGUUCCCAUUCCAUGCAACGUACCUGGCGCCGAUCAUAAUGGCUACGGAAGAUCGCUGCUUUUACAUCACCGAAAAGGGCAAUAUGGGGUUGGCUAAUCCAGGGUUAAAGCCUGGGGAUGAGGUUUGCGCUUUGAUGGGCAUGCGGGUGCCGGUUGUAUUGCGGAAGGCAGAGGGAGAGCGCAACAAUGCGAAUGCUCAUCAUUUCAUAGGAGACUGCUUUCUGCUCGACCAUAUGGAUGGGGAGAUUAUGCGGAAUGAGGAGGAGACGAAAGGUAUUGUUCUACUUUAA
This is a messenger RNA of Alternaria ventricosa, 1800 nucleotides long. RefSeq lists its product as uncharacterized. The record is from RefSeq and is a predicted model, not a curated record. The coding region runs from base 1 to 1800 and encodes 599 amino acids. The transcript has a single exon. Lineage: Eukaryota; Fungi; Ascomycota; Dothideomycetes; Pleosporales; Pleosporaceae.